Molecule: messenger RNA, 627 nt
Organism: Ophidiomyces ophidiicola
Lineage: Eukaryota; Fungi; Ascomycota; Eurotiomycetes; Onygenales; Onygenaceae
Exons: 1
Coding region: 1-627 (208 amino acids)
Biological process (GO): negative regulation of septation initiation signaling; ubiquitin-dependent protein catabolic process; protein ubiquitination
Cellular component (GO): ubiquitin ligase complex; cytosol; cell division site
Molecular function (GO): protein binding; ubiquitin protein ligase activity
Source: RefSeq, a predicted model, not a curated record
AUGACAGCGGCAGCUGCCUCGCCCGCCAGCGACCUGCACCGCAUGGCCGUGUCGUCCAUCGCCAGCAGCGCCGACUCGCCCGCAAAGCAGCCCACCACCACCACCACCAAUCCCCCCUCCAGCGCCCUCGCCGGCCUGCCCACGAUCCGCCUGUUCCCGCACCACGCCCAGGCCGCGCGCCCGGCGCUGCCCUUCACGCCCGUGGCCCGCACGCUGCCCGACGAAGCCUGCGUCAUCCGCGUGGGCCGCUACUCCGAGCGCGACGGCGUGCCCGUCGCCAACCCCGGCGGCCCGUCCGCCGCGCCCAUCGGCUUCAAGUCCAAGGUCGUCAGCCGCAAGCACUGCGAGUUCUCCGUCGUCGCCGGCCAGUGGCACGUCAAGGACGUCGGCAGCUCGUCCGGCACCUUUCUCAACCACAUGCGCCUCAGCCAGCCCAACACCGCCUCGCGCCUGUACGCCGUGCACGACGGCGACGUCGUGCAGCUCGGCAUCGACUUCCGCGGCGGCGAGGAGCUCAUCUUCCGCUGCGUGCGCAUCCGCAUCGAGUGCAACCGCCUGUGGCAGCGCGGCCUCAACGAGUUCAAGUGCGCUAUCCCAAUUACCCUGUCUGUUGUUCUUCCUGGCUGA